Messenger RNA from Diaporthe citri, 1056 nucleotides. RefSeq lists its product as uncharacterized. Lineage: Eukaryota; Fungi; Ascomycota; Sordariomycetes; Diaporthales; Diaporthaceae. The transcript is spliced from 2 exons. Bases 1 to 1056 code for a protein of 351 amino acids. The record is from RefSeq and is a predicted model, not a curated record.
AUGGCUCCUCAAUAUCUGCUCAUGGCGUUUAUCCCAGCCUUGGUCGCCGUCGUGACUGCUCAAGACCAGCCGCUACUGUCCACUAUCUCAACUGUCCCAGAGCUUUCGUGUUUCUCUGCCGUCAUCCUGGCCAGCGGAGGUAGUGAACCCAACCCGGCUUUUGAAGAAAGAUUCAACUCUGUUCUAGACGGGAGAAAUUACACAGCCUUGGCCCCAACCAACGAUGCUGUCAACAAGAUAGCGCCAUCUGUGGUGGAGGCGUUGACUGCCGCGCCCGCCUAUCCGAUUUUUGAGUCGAUCAUCCGGACUCACAUUGCCGAGGGCUUCGUCACCUCUGCUGACGUCGUGAGAGCCUCACCUUUCGAGGCCAUCGAGGGUUUCCCAAUCUCUGCCACAGCGGUCGGCGGCGAGCAAGCCAUCCUCGUCAACAACCAAGCGCAGAUAGUCGCCGUGGACACGUUAGCCUCGAAUGGAGUAAUCCACCAGAUUGACCAAGUCCUAAACCCUUACACAGACUACUUUGGCAUUAGCAACACUACCGCCCCGCCAACCACAUCUGAGACGGAUGGCACCGUCGCCGAUAUCCUGCUCGGCGACGAGAGACUCACCACAGUCCGCGACAUCCUCCAGGCACUGAGUGCGGACUUCGUCAGCACCCGCCUCGCCCUGGCCAGGGCAGGCGGCACGCCGCAGAUCUUCGCCGUGCCGUCGAAUGACGCGUUUGUCGGCCUCCCCGACAACACAGUCGACGCGUCUGUCGCGCCGUCCAACCAGGCCCUAUCGUUGCAGCUCUUCAGCUUCGGCCUCCUCGCCACGGACGCUAGGUUCGCGGACCUGGAUUUCGCAGGCGGCCCGAUCAGCGUCGCCAGCACGUUCACGGGCAUCAACGUCACUGCGAGCCAGGUCGCGGGCGGCGCGACCUUCCUGAACAACGCGGGGAUACAGGAGCAAGUGUGUGGGUCGAAUGGGUGUGUCUGGCUUCUUGAUCGUAUCCUGGAUCCGCUUUAUUUGGCUUUUGGGCCGCUGAAUAGGGAUGCGGCUAGUCCAUCAGUUUAG